This is a messenger RNA of Aedes aegypti (yellow fever mosquito), 1249 nucleotides long. RefSeq lists its product as uncharacterized. The record is from RefSeq and is a predicted model, not a curated record. Lineage: Eukaryota; Metazoa; Arthropoda; Insecta; Diptera; Culicidae. Bases 157 to 1008 code for a protein of 283 amino acids. The transcript has 3 exons.
AGAGCACAAGUUAACAAAGUGAGUGCCCGGAAUGCACAAAGCGCAGCUGUCAUAAGUUCGGUGCCGUAAUAUUUACAAAACAAGCUGCGAGUUUGCUGUUGUGGAAAUUCGGCUGAAAUUCUUCCCAUUUAUACUUUGAUAUAACUUAUCUACUCUAUGGAUCACGAACAUUUUUGGAAGUGCAUUCAACAUGAAUUCGGCGAGGUACACACACAUUUGCAGAAUAUCCUCAGGAUACAAAGUCUUUGUAACCAGUCGCUGCGGCUACUUACUCGGGAAUCUAUCGUAGCGAUAGAAAACGACAUGCGUACGAUGGCUGACUAUUUUAUCAAUAAAUGUAAAAACUCGAAAGGAUCAAAGGAACCGUCCAUGCGGGAUAUCUAUGGACCACGAUGGGAAACUAAGCCGAAAGAGUUUACCUUCUUAGAAGGCGAGAUAUUAUGCCUACUAGGUUUGGCAGAAUAUGUUCAGAAAAAAGGGAUAGAAGGGUUUCUAAAGUUCUCAAAAAGCAGCGCUGUACAAAAUUAUAUAUCAUCUGUACAUAAAUCAAUUAUUCCAGAUGAGUCUGGCACGAAAGUACACGUUGCGAACUUGGUGCAGAAAAUCAAAAGCGUUUAUAUGGCUCUCCAAAUUGAAGAAGACCCAGAUUUCGACCGGUUCGUAGAGAAGCUUGAUAAUCUAGACGUGAACUGGCUGGCGCCUUCGGAAAAGGACAACCAUCUACGAGCAUCAGUUCAGUGUCCAGUUUGUGCUUCGGAAGGGCACGAUCGAAGUAUUACUCUAAAAGUGGAUGCCAAUGGCCGGUGGCACAUCUACAGUUUCACUCGGCACUGUGAUACGUAUCAUUAUGCUUUGCCCCGAAUGGCCAGGCAAAAACAAUUUAUUGAAGCCGUCGAAAUGGAUGAUGCGAUGGACGACAGCGUUUCAGACCCGCCAAGUUUGGGAACUGGACAGAUCAAGAUUGAAGAGGGAGACAACGGCUCACUUGAAUAUUUUGCUACGAGUUAGGGUGGACUAGAUCCCUAAAAUGAUUGAAUUCAAUGAAUAAAUUCUCCAAUGCGUGACAUCUAGAUACGUAUCUCAUCUAUUGAAUUCAUAAAUGGAUUUGCUUAAUGAUCGAAAAAUUACUUAUAAGAAUAAUAAUAAAUUAAUGUAAAACCUUAAGAUCUUGCCAACUCAAGUUUACUCAAAAAUAAGAUGAAUGUCUAUUCUUAUUAUUUUACUUCUAUUGCAUGUUUGAGAACACGAC